AUGCGGGGUCCUCUGUCUGCUUGGCUGGUCAAACAUGGGCUAGUUCAUAGAUCUUUGGGCUUUGAUUACCAAGGAAUAGAGACUUUACAAAUAAAGCCCGAGGAUUGGCAUUCCAUUGCUGUCAUUCUAUAUGUAUAUGGUUACAACUAUCUGCGUUCCCAAUGUGCCUAUGAUGUAGCACCGGGCGGGCUUACCACUAGGCGGCAUAGAGGAAGAAGCACUACGCUUAGGAAUCAACAACACGAAAACUUUGCUAUAAUUUCCCUUUUCCUUAUUGGGAUCGGGACUAAGAAGAAUGGUUGGGACAACAAAUAUCCAUCUCAUUCGUGCUUUGGAUACCCAUAUAACCAUCGAAGACUGUUGAAGUGACUAAUUCCUAGAAAUUAAGGGAUGUUGAGGACAAAGAAAUUGUUGGAGUUAACGUAACAUUUUUCUAUUUUUAUAUAGUACCAACAUCUUGGAUGUUAAGAAACGAUCUUUUGCAGGAAGGUUGGCUAGAGAUUUCUUGUAAAAACACUAGCCCCGCUCAGUUCAUAAUGAGAAUAUUUCACUCCUUUUUGAUUCUAUGUAUUAGGCUUAUUAUGCACAUUAAGGGAGGAGCCGUAUGAGAUGAAAACCUCACGUACGGUUCUGGAACGGAGAUUCUUUGAAUCGAAUAACGACCGUAACGGAUGUCUGCUCAAUCCGAAGGAAAUUAUGCGGAAGCUUUACAGAAUUAUUAUGAAGCUAUGCGACUAGAAAUCGAUCCCUAUGAUAGAAGUUAUAUACUCUAUAAUAUAGGCCUUAUUCACACAAGUAAUGGAGAACACACAAAAGCUUUGGAAUAUUAUUUUCGGGCAUUAGAACGAAACCCUUUCUUACCACAAGCUUUUAAUAAUAUGGCCGUAAUCUGUCAUUACGUGCGACUAUCUACACUAUAGAAAGAAAAAGGAAAGAAAGAGCAAAAUCAAAAAUCUACUAGUAAAAAAAAAAUAGGCUUUCUACAUAUGGCAUCGUCCAAAACAACGAUUUUUAUCAGCUGUAGCAAAGAAAGAAACUUCAUAGAAAUCGAAAUAUGAAAAAAGAAA
This is a messenger RNA of Populus trichocarpa (black cottonwood), 1067 nucleotides long. Its product is annotated as NAD(P)H-quinone oxidoreductase subunit J, chloroplastic. The record is from RefSeq and is a predicted model, not a curated record. NCBI's taxonomy places the organism in Eukaryota, Viridiplantae, Streptophyta, Magnoliopsida, Malpighiales, Salicaceae.